Molecule: messenger RNA, 2184 nt
Organism: Panicum hallii
Lineage: Eukaryota; Viridiplantae; Streptophyta; Magnoliopsida; Poales; Poaceae
Product: BTB/POZ domain-containing protein At2g13690-like
Exons: 2
Coding region: 234-1943 (569 amino acids)
Source: RefSeq, a predicted model, not a curated record
CCGCAGCGCCAGGCUGGCAGGCCGGCCACUGCCAGUGCCAGUGCCGCAGACAGAGACACAAGGAAGCAGGAGAGCUCACUGGAUUGCGAGCUCCUCACUCCUCGAAUCCGUCGCCUCCCUACCCCCCAUGGCGGCUGCCACCACCUCCACCCCAUCCGAACCCUAGCUCGGCGGACCACCACCACCAGCCCGGCUUCAGAUCUCUCGCGUCCACGUCACGUCGCAGCACAUACAUGGCGGCGGACGCGGGGCGGGGCCCCCGCGGGCAACGGAAGCGCGGCGGCGGGGGCGGGGGCGCCGCGCGGGUGCGCCCGCGCGCCUGGUGCUGCUCCUUCGCCGGCGCGCCAGACAGCCCCGACCUCCGCCCGCUCCCGCCUUCCGCCGCGGCGGCGGCGUCCCCGGCGGCGGGGCGGAAGCUGCCGCCCAAGUCUCCGUCGGCGCCGUCCUUCCACGGCUCGCCGACCUCGUCUAGGCUCGCGGGCCUCGGGGGGCUCAUCGACCCGCGCCGCAUCCUCUCGCCGGGCCGCGUCUCCCCCAUCGACCCCGACGGCGCGGUCCCGCCGCCCCUCCCGCUCCCGCUCCCCGCGCCGCCGGCGGCGCCCGCGGCCGCGACCGAGGACCCGUCUGCCGUGGUCCCUGCGGAGCAGCCGGCGGCGGUGCCGGCGUUGGCGUCAGUGUCGGUGGCGCCGCUGGUGGCCGUGCGGGAGGAGGGUCCCGGCGCCGGCGGUGGCGCGCUGGAUCUGAGGCUUUUACUCCGGGGGAGGGAUGGGAGGUGCGUGCACAUGGAGCUGGACUCCAGGGUGCUGUGCGGGUGCAGCGCCUUCUUCGCCACCAUGGCACCCGGCGUGGACGCUGUGGCAGGCGGUGGCGGGGGCGGUGGCGGGAAGAGGAUCGAGGUGGAUGGGGUGGAGAAUUUGGAUGCUUUCAGGGCCGCGGUGGAGCUUAUGUACGAGCCGGAUCCGAUGCGGUGGCUUGCAGCUGCCGGUGUGUCGCGCGCCAUCGAUGUGCUGGAGGUAUGUUCCUCAAUUGUGUUCAACAGAGGAAUCAAAUCAUGUUUGGCAUACAUAGAAGCUGUUCCCUGGAGCGAGAAUGAGGAGGAGAAGCUAAAGAAUCUCUUUGCAAGAUUAACGUUUGAUGAAGAAAUAUCCCAGGAUAUACUAGCAAGAUUGCGACCCCACAGCUGGAAAAGCUCAGAUGACCUCAUGGUGCAGCUUAUCCAAUCUGUCACUAGCAGCACAAAAAAUGGGGCGAGAAAAGACAUGCAAUCUUUGGUAAAUGGUCUUCUAAGCAAAAGUUCAGUGUAUCAAAAGGACUCAUCAGGGCUAAACAAGGAGAGCCUGUACCAGAUCUGUUAUUCAUGUUUGGAGUCACUGGUUGAUCUCUUCGAAGAGGCCAUAGAAUCAACAGAUCACACAGGUCAGGCUGUGGUACUUAGAGGGAGUAGACCGCUGAUUGAGCGAGUCUCUAGCCAAACAGAAAACCUCAACUGGCUCUUAGACAUUCUUGUAAACAAUGACAUGGCAGAAGAAUUCGUAGAACUGUGGGCAAAACAUGAGCGGCUCAUCAGGAUGCAUGAGCAAGCAUCACCAAUGAUCAGGUAUGAGCUAAGCAGAAUAUCAGCCUGCGUGUUCAUUGUGCUUGGCAAAGGAAAAGUGCAGUGUCGUGGCGACAUACGAAGCCUGCUCUUUCAAGCAUGGUUCAGCACGAUGCUGUUGGAUUUUGGCUGGCUUCAGCGCUGUUCCAAAGGUCUAGAUAUCAGAUCACUGGAGGAGAAUUUAGGGCGAGGCCUUCUAACCCUCCCUCUCAGGCAGCAGCAGAGUUUGUUCGAGGAAUGGUUCCAGUUCUAUGCAACCAAAGGAGCUGAGUGUCCGAACCUUAUUAGAGCUUUCCAGGUAUGGUGGAGAAGGUCUUUCGUUAGAUCAUCGGUAGAACCUCGAAGCUAAUGUUUUUCCUUGAUCUACUAGUAUUUGCUGUGUGUAUGAUUUGUAAGAUUGGAACUGUUGUGAUGACCUCUGUAGAGUUGAAUGUUGUUUUCUGUAGUUUAGCUCUUCCCAUUGUAUGUGAAUAGCUGGGUGAAUUUGUUUGAGGAAUGGAUAGCAGCUUUGAUGUGUGGUUUAGCAGCAGGUGGUAUCAUUUUCUAAACUGCUACUCCCUCUAGUGGUAAAUAAUUAACAUUUUAGGCAA